CCCCCUUUUCCAGGUGACGUCAUGAUACUGGCCCGCAUUUGUGAAACCAUCGGAAUGCGACAAAAUUGAUCUUCUAAGAGAUUUACAGUUCUGUUUCGGAUUAAGUUAUUUAUAACUCGUUCUGUCAUAAAUGUGCCUUUGGGUAAAUACGGCGUGUGCACUAAACGCAGCUCUUUAUCGAUUUGAAACGCUGCGGAAAUAACUUCUUGAUCUCACGUUGGGGAGUCUUCUAACAGAGCGAGGCUGCCUGGAUAAUUUGUUCCUCGUUUGUUCUCAUGCGUGACUGUGAAAUGAUAUCAAUUGGAUUGUAUCGCGUUGGAUAGACAUUCUGGUCUGAUGCCCGGCUGCCGCCAUGUUCACCAAGAAGAAGAAGCCUCGCGUCCAGAUUUCGGCACCUUCCAACUUCGAGCACCGCGUGCACACAGACUUUGACGAGCAGGAACAGAAAUUUGUGGGGCUGCCGCGGCAAUGGCAGUCACUGAUCGAGGACACGGCCAAGAGGCCCAAGCCCUUCAUCGACGUCACCGUCAUCACCACGGUGGAGCCCCGCAAGACCAUAGUGCGGGGUAGUAAGAUCGCUGUGGACGGCUCGCUGACAUGGCUGCUGGAUGAGUUUGACACCAUGUCGGUGACCCGCUCCAACUCCCUGAGGCGGGGCAGCCCCCCUAUCCAGCCCCGCAGAGACUCUGGAUCCUCGGGGGGAGGAGGCCAUGAGAACGGGGACCUGGCCCACCGGACACACCACCACCCAGAUCACUAUGGAGACAGAGAUAGGGAGCAGCCCAGGACGGACCAGUUAGCUGGUGGAGACCCCCGGCAGACCCAACGGGUACCCCGCUCUCAGAGAGAGGACGGCCGGCCACAGCAGCAGCCCCGGGGCCAGGAGCCAGGCAGCAGGCACCGAGAGAGGGAGCGGCCCUGCCCACCCCCUCCCCCGCCAAAGCCCAGAGACAUGGACCCACGGGACCACCACGAUCAGGUAGUCCGCAGGGACGGGCCCAGCGACAAGAGGCCCAAGUCCAGCUACACAGGCAGGGACAGCAGCCCCCAAUCGCCCCGGGAUAAGAGGCCUCUCUCGGGGCCCAACAUCCGUAUGCCUAACCUCCCUGUAACAGAGGGGGUGAUAAAGACAGCACAGCAGAGCAGCAGGCCGUUCAACACCUACCCUCGUGCUGACAGUGAAGGAGGAAGAAGCCCCACCAGCCAGGAGCUGAAGCCAGCCCGACCACACGAAACACAGCGCCACAACGGUCCCUCUAGUGGCCGCAGCGGGGGCAGAGCCCCACAGCAGGGCCAGCUACGAGGGGACCCCCACCACACCUCCCACCCUGUCCUGGGCCCUGAGCCCCCCCACGGCUACCAGCAGCUGAAGGCUCCCGUUCCCCGCCCCCUGGCCCCUGCCCUACCACCACAGCAGGCCCUCUCAACCCAGAGGGAGCCCCAGCGGGUGUCCCAUGAGCAGUUCCGCGCCGCGCUGCAGAUGGUGGUGGACCCGGGUGACCCGCGCACCUACCUGGACCACUACAUCAAGAUCGGAGAGGGCUCUACCGGCAUUGUGUGCAUUGCCACCGUCAAGAGCACCGGCAAACUGGUGGCUGUUAAGAAGAUGGACCUGCGCAAGCAGCAGCGCCGGGAGCUGCUAUUCAAUGAGGUGGUGAUAAUGCGGGACUAUCACCAUGACAACGUGGUGGAGAUGUACAACAGCUACCUGGUGGGAGAUGAACUCUGGGUCGUCAUGGAAUUCCUGGAGGGAGGGGCUUUGACUGACAUCGUCACACACACCAGGAUGAAUGAGGAGCAGAUAGCCACAGUGUGCCUGUCUGUACUGAAGGCUCUGUCAGUUCUGCACACCCAGGGCGUCAUCCACAGGGACAUCAAGAGUGACUCCAUCCUUCUCACCCACGAUGGCAGAGUGAAGCUGUCAGACUUUGGCUUCUGUGCCCAGGUAUCUAAAGAGGUCCAGCGGCGCAAGUCCCUGGUAGGCACACCCUAUUGGAUGGCCCCAGAGCUCAUCUCACGACUACCCUAUGGGCCUGAGGUGGACAUCUGGUCCUUGGGGGUGAUGGUGAUUGAGAUGGUGGACGGAGAACCCCCCUAUUUCAAUGAGCCCCCCCUCAAAGCUAUGAAGAUGAUCCGUGACAACCUACCACCCAAACUCAAGAACUUACACAAGGUUUCUCCUCUCCUCAAGGGCUUCCUGGACAAAUUGCUGGUGCGAGACCCUACCCAGAGGGCCUCAGCCAAUGAGCUGCUCAAGCACCCCUUCCUGAGCAAGGCUGGCCCGCCCUCCUGCAUCGUGCCUCUCAUGAGGCAGAACCGCAUGAGAUGAGUGAGCAGAGGCCUCUUCCCCACUAAGUGGUAGUAGUCACAUGGACCCUGAACCCCAAGCUCACACCUCGGACUCGCACUGAUCUGGAGCGGGGGGGGGGGGGGGGGGGGGGGGGGGCAGCGGAGAAGCACUGCCCAGUUCGUAUUAGCAUUUUUGUUGGUCAAGCAUUGUUUUAACGCACCUUUUGAAAUGAAAAGGAACUCUGUCUGUCCCUUUUUUCCUGUGGAGGAAAAACAUUUGGACACUACAAGGAUUUAUAGCUUGAGUGGUUUGGUGCAGAAUGAGGCUUGGAAAGUGUUGUGGGAUCAUUAGACCCUAAGCUACCUGCUGGGGAGACUCACAAAAAGCACUGUUAGCAUCCUAGCUGAAUGGUCUGAAAAGCAUUCUUCCACACUACAGGACUUCCUCACUACAUGGCCCAGUCUCAACUCUAUUGCAAUAGCCAGGACAUCAUAAACUACUACUGAAGGAGGACCAUGCUUUUCUCUUACCACACGAUGAGUACAAGUCUGAAAAACACUUGGUCCCUGUUACAAACACUAAGAAAAGGUAAACACUGGAGUUGUGUUUUUUAGAUCGUUUUUCUUUAUAUUUCUUGUGUAAGUAUGAUGAACAUAUCUGCUUUGUUUUCUCUGUUUUGUGAUUUUUGUUUAGGUUACAGUGAGAUGAUUUAAAGCACUACUCCGAUAGAAGCUGCACUCCUGGUUGAUUCCAAUAUAUCGUCUAGUUCUUUAAAUCAUUUUUUAUUACAAGAUGAAUCGUUUCGUUUUUUUUAAUUUACCUGUGUUUACUAGAAUAUCAUGGUGAAGUGAACAUCAAGGCAGGUUUAGCUGUUAUUUUUACUUUAGGGAUUUAGCCGUGUAGAUUGUGCUCUCUGUAACCCUUCGAUCCGCUGCUGUAGACCUCAACUGUUAGUCUAUAGUAGUGACUACUAGGUCAAUGUAAGGACAACCCUUAUGAAGCACCCCUUCCACCAUACACGUGUGUUGUGCGUGGGUGUGUAUAUACAGGAAUUCUCCAGAUCGGUUAAAUAUAUUUAAAAAAAAAUCCUAAAGAUGCAUUUCUUUAUUGCUUGACCUGGCUGACCUGGACAAUGUGUCUGGACUAUAUGAAUGUAGUGCUGAGCCACAAACAAGCUCUGCAUUUAAAGAUGGAAUCUGCAGUAGGGUGAAACGGCUGACCGCCCCCACCACCGUUGUCAUUUGUUUUUGUUGCCGAGCUAAGGAGCGUCGCGCAGCAUUAAAAAUAUAUAGACAAAAAAAAUAGCAGUACAUAUUGUGCUCUUCUAUCGUGCGUGAAAAGAUGUCCGAGUGGGAAAAAACAGUUUGCAGUUACUUUGUUGAAGGUAAUAUCGCAAACGGUCGUGGCUGUUUCACCAUUAAGGAUUCCAGAUUUAAGGGCUUAUUACAUCAAGAAACGGACACACAAGGUGAAAAUCCAUGUUUAGCUUAAUGAAGUGUGCAACAGAUGCUAGAACUGAACUAUUGUGUCCGCAAUGUAGCAACGGCAGAAAACACAGAUGCAAACACAAGUAGUAAACACUUACCGCAAUUACCCACACACACACACACACACACACACUUCAUGCAGGGCCCAACAAAAGUCUGUGAUGCGAGUGGAAUCACGAAUUCAGACCUUAAAACGGAAUUCAACAAUAUUCAAAAAUAGGAAAUCAACUAAAUGUAUUAGAAAAUGAAUUUUGCCAAGAUUAUCAUAAGACAUAAAAUUGCAUUAGUGAUUUGUAUUUUCCUUAAACUCCCUGAAGCAAAGGCAUGGGAAUUCUGUGUGCAAGGUUGUCUGCCACUUUGUGUAGCCGUUAGCAAUGAUGCUAAUGAUAACCGUCUUCUGGUAGGUGGAGAUACUUAAAAAAAAAAAAUGUGGCAAACUGCAUUCACAUGUUUGCCACAGAAACACAGAUAACCAAACAAGUCUCUUGGCUGGUGCACGCUUGAAUUAAAGGGUAUCUACACCCAAAAAUAGAAAUGUCUUAGAUUUUCCCCAGACCUCAAAAGUGCUCACCUGGUGUGUUUUAAGCAUUGUUGUGAACUUAGAACAUUAAAUGUUGUUUUUCUAUUUAAAAGUGUGAUCCUGGAAAAACAAAACAGAUAUUAUAGGGCCCUAUUCAUUGUUACUCCCCAUUUAUUUUUUUUCUCUGAGCUUCCCCCUCCAAUUCUAGAGUAGCAAGACCAAGUCGCACAUGUACCAUAGAGAGCAUCCAAAGACCACGAGGCCUUAGUGCACAGCAAAGAGUAGCCAAUGUGUCUGUUCUGAGUUUCAGUGGGGAAAUCAGAACAACUGUCCAUAAGUAGACACUAACACUACAUUGUGAACUAUUGUAUUUAGAUACAGAAUUGAAGUGUCAUAGCAGAGGUUAGUGUACUGUUUUAACAUUCUGUCUCAAAUGUACUUGCUUGUAGCAAAUUGGAGUCUUUAAUAUAGAUUUAACUAAUUGUUUUACAAUAUUUUAUUAAUCUCUCACUUAAUCCAUUUCAGUACUUUUUACUGCUGCUCAAAAGGUAGUCUGGUUGAAUUUAAAUGUGAGACAAUAUUCCAUAUUUCCAAAAGACAAGUGGAAGUCUGUUAAAAGUGACACGAUGGUUGGCAUGUCUGAAUAAUAUGUGAUCUGUCUGUUCCCUGUGUAAAAAAAGGAUGUUCUUCCAGUUUAGUUUAGCAAAACUGAGUGAAAAGAUGGGCUGAAAGAAUGACAAUCAAAGUUAGUAGGAGUAAAUAACUGUCUGCUUUUGCAACAAUAUUCUAAACUGAUCACUUUUCAUUGCUCACAAAGUUUUGUAACUAUAAUUGUGUAGCAUUUUGACAACAAACUCAUUUUCUAAAGAAAUCCUAUUUUGAUACUCAUUAAAUCCAUAUUUAUGUAUGUAUAUUUCUAACUUAACUAAUAAGUACCAUGAAGUGAUGGCACACACUUGGUAUUUUGUUUUUUAUUAAAUACUGUAUAACGAUGAAUGCAAAAAAAUCUAUAGACAUCAUUCCUCAAACUACAGGAUUGAAGCAUCCCAUUAACCCCCACAUGUUACAUAGGAGUUCAAUCGCCAUUGGUUUCACUCACUUCAACCACAGUUUUCAGUGGCUGGUAUGAAACCAAUCACGUAUAUUUCUCAGUUGGUAUUUGACAUUCCUGUAGCUUCUACUUAAAUGAAUGGCUGUCAAGGUUAGAAUGGCUUAACAUGGUUUUAUCGUUUUUUUGUGUGUUAAUGCCUUAACGUUCAGAAGAGUAACAGGAUUUAAUGUGAUUCCCUUUCUUUACAAUUACUGUUAAUUGCAAAUAUACAUUAUGAUAUUACUCAUCUCCAGGAGUCUAGUGCCUCAGCGUAAACUUAUCGUUGUUCUCGCUGGUUUGUGUUUGUUGAGGAUGCUCAAAUUCCAAUUAGGAGCUGUGACGACUACUGACUGGCCUACUUGGUAAUAUAUUUAUGUGUGAAUUUCUCCAACUUGUCUGUAUGAUAAUUUUUCACACUUGUACGCUAAAUCAUUUAUGCAUCAGUAUUGUCAAGUUUGUCAUAGUUGACCAUUUUUCUGAAGAGUCCAAACCCCCCUGGAUUUUUUAAUUUCCACUGGUUAUUAAAAAAAUAAACAUUGCAGAUUUUCGAUA
Salvelinus fontinalis (brook trout) is the source of this 5939-nucleotide messenger RNA. Its product is annotated as serine/threonine-protein kinase PAK 4-like. Lineage: Eukaryota; Metazoa; Chordata; Actinopteri; Salmoniformes; Salmonidae. The record is from RefSeq and is a predicted model, not a curated record. The transcript has 10 exons. The coding region runs from base 353 to 2329 and encodes 658 amino acids. Gene Ontology annotation, cellular component: cytoplasm. Gene Ontology annotation, biological process: regulation of MAPK cascade; protein phosphorylation; intracellular signal transduction. Gene Ontology annotation, molecular function: ATP binding; protein serine/threonine kinase activity.